Messenger RNA from Cydia fagiglandana, 2572 nucleotides. RefSeq names its product rho guanine nucleotide exchange factor 7 (gene RtGEF). Gene Ontology annotation, cellular component: cytoplasm. The coding region runs from base 336 to 2549 and encodes 737 amino acids. NCBI's taxonomy places the organism in Eukaryota, Metazoa, Arthropoda, Insecta, Lepidoptera, Tortricidae. Gene Ontology annotation, molecular function: guanyl-nucleotide exchange factor activity; protein binding. The transcript has 12 exons. The record is from RefSeq and is a predicted model, not a curated record.
UAUGGUAUUUAUUUUUGGAAGUCAAGUCAGUGUAGUAGAGAGUAGUUUGUGUGAUAAAAUAUUUUUUGUCUUUUUGUAUCAAUUAUAUCAGUGUCCUCUUCAGUUACCCAUUAUUUUAAAUUAGAAGUAAUAAGUGUUAUGUUUAAAUAUAUGAUAUAUUCCCAGUCAGUGUAAUUAUGAACAAGAAUCCAUAAGUCAUUUUGGUCCCUUCAGUCAUCUCGCAAAUUCCGGAAAUUGUUUGACAUCCUGUCGUAAUUACGUGUUUUAUGCUACCAAAAGCAAAGAGGACAUUUUAAAAUCACAAAUUUAUAACAUGGUGCUAGAGUUUCUACACAAUGUCAACUGAAAGUUGCUUAGUAAAAGCAAUCUACUCAUUCAAAGGCAAGAAUAAUGACGAACUGUGUUUCAAAAAGGGUGAUAUUAUCACAGUCACUCAGAAGGAGGAAGGGGGCUGGUGGGAGGGAACCUUAGGGGAAACCACAGGAUGGUUCCCUAGUAAUUAUGUUACAGAAUGUAAAGAUCAAGCUGGAUCUUUAACUACAUCUCCUAUUAGAGCAGCAUCUGAAAUUCAAGCAUUUAGAAAUGUUGUCCUCAAAGACAUCAUUGAUUCAGAAAAGGCACAUGUGGCCGAGAUGCAGGGGCUGGCCAGUAACUUCCUUCAACCCCUGGAGAAUAGUGACAUGCUAACAAGAGAUGAAUUCAAGCAAUUGACAGGCAAUAUAACUGAGGUGCUACAAACUCAUGAACAGUUCCUUUCCCUGUUAGAAGAAUGUGCAACCAAAACAGGCCCAGACCAGCGGGUGGGUGGCCUAUUCUUGCAAUGGGCUCCAAAGAUAAAAUCAGUGCAUCAAACAUACUGUGCUGGUCAUCCUAAAGCAGUGUGCAUCCUCGACAAAUACAAGGAGGAACUUAACACAUGGAUGGAGAAUGCCGGUGCUGUAUGCCCUGGAGUGUUAGUACUAACAGCAGGACUAUCCAAGCCAUUUCGUCGACUCAGCAAGUACCCGGCGAUGCUGCAAGAGCUUGCGCGACAUGUUCAUGAAGCGCAUCCAGACAGGGGCGACACACAUCGCGCUUCAGUUGUUUACAAAGAUAUAGCUAGUGGCUGCGCAGCAUUACGGCGGCAAAAAGAGCUAGAGCUCCAAGUAGUAACAGGAGAAGUGCGCGGAUGGCCCGGUGGCGAGCUAGCGGCCCUAGGCGAUGUCUUGCACAUGGGCAGUGUAGCAGUGGGACCUUCGCACCAAGACCGGUACCUCGUGCUUUUCCCUUCGGCGCUGCUUUUGCUAUCUGUUAGUAAGAGGGUGUCGGCUUUUGUUUAUGAGGGUUGUCUGCCACUGACCGGCAUAACAGUCUGCAAACUGGACGACUCAGAAACAAGGAAGAAUGCAUUUGAAAUUAGUGGUCCAAUGAUAGACACCAUAGUAGCGGUGUGUCAGACGCGAGCGGAGGCCGACAACUGGGUCAGUUUGUUGCAAAAACAUUCGAACACCAGCAGUCCUGCACAUGAACCUGGUCAGCCGCAAUCACUGCCACAUAUGGCCAUGACAGACGGCAAUAACGCUGAUUUAUCGUCAGGUCUAACAAGCCACAAAAGAUCACACUCAUUCAACAACCAUCAAAGCUAUUCGCAGCAUACCCAGCAAACGUCAAAACAUAAACAAAAAAAUCAGUCGGCCCGCUGGCUUUUAAAUUCUUGCGACUCUAUUGAUCAGUCGCCUGCCAAACCAAAUAAAAAUGCUAUCGGUAAAAAAUUCUCUUCCGUUGAUUUCAUCGACACGGCGGGAUCGAACUACAGCAAUAAAGGAUGGAGUAUAACAUGUUUGCGCCCCGCGCCGCCCCUGCGGCCGCAAUCCUUCACGGUGGGCUCCGACGAGAACAUAGGUCCGACGCAUCCGUAUGCACCACACCAACGAAAGUCAAAUUCCUAUGAAGAAGACGCUCUUAUUCUUAAGGUCAUCGAAGCCUAUUGUACUUCGGCGCGCUGUAGAAAUGCUGUAAGUUCUGUACCCAAUAUACCACUGGAGAUAUUCGAGGCUACAAGGAGGAGACAUGCCAAGUCAAGAAACCGUAUUAUCAUGGACUGCGGUCACUUGUCUCUUGGUAAAGUACAAUAUCACGCACCCGCUUCUAACAUUUUUCACUAUAACUACACUAAAUUUCCUAUAGUCCAAAGAAGUGAGACCCCCGACCACGUAGGAUGCAGCAAGUCUUCGAAAGUGAAGCGUAACAAAAGCUCAGCUGCCGACACUUACCUGUACCGCGGCCCCGAGACGAGGAGGCUGCUCUCGGAACGCAAGUUCCAGAUGAACCGUUCUAACCCGAAUCUAUGGGAAUGUUCAGAGGAGCGCAGGCAGAAGCUGUGCGAGGGUCGGGAACGGCGCAGCGGGUCGCACCCGAGCCUCGCGGCGGCGCUGCGCGCGGUCGCUCCCGCCUCCGCGCCCGCGCCCGCCCCGCUCGUCGCUCCCCGCGCCGCUCGCUCGGCGCGUUCCUCCACUUGGUGCUGCGGAUCAUUCGUCAAACAACUCACCAAAUCUCACCACUUUGACUGACACAAAAUGCGACGACGAGAGCC